CGCAGCACCAGGAUCCAGUGACUGCGACUCCACAGAGAUUAGCAACAACAGACUGUUGCUUUUACGGGUGAUUUUUUUUGGGAGAAUAAAUUGAAGAGUAAUACUUGACGUUAUUAAUCUACUUGACCGUUUCUAUUUUACACGAUGAGUACGAGUCUUCUCUAAAACUGACAGCGGAGGGAAAUGACAUGUCAGCGGCUGAACUUACCGAGACUGUAACGUCCGCGCUGAAGGAGACGGAGUGAACAGCAGCACAACUUUAUUACUGUUUCCUCGAUAACAAAGGGGGACGCUUUUCUGCGUUUUUUUAGUGCCAUUAUUCGACGCCAUAGUGCCGUCAAAGGACCCGAAAAGAUUUAAAAUGGAAGACGUCCACGGUGUUUGCAUUGUAAAAGGACAUGGAGCCAGGAGAAGGACCGUCUGAGCAGCAGUGAUUAACUUAUCAGGAUCCUCAUCAAGUCACCGCCACCAGAUUGGAUCAACUAAAUGUAAAGGAUCGUUUGGUGUAAAGCUACCAUGGAUAUCUUCCCCCGGCCAAGCGGUGAAAUCCAGAGGAGAAACCCUCAGCAUGACUUUGAGCUCAUUCAGAGAGUGGGAAGUGGCACAUAUGGGGACGUGUACAAGGCUCGAAACAUACAAACAGGGGAGCUUGCUGCUGUGAAGAUCAUUAAGUUGGAACCAGGGGAUGACUUUUCCAUCAUACAGCAGGAAAUCUUCAUGGUGAAGGAAUGCAUGCACCACAAUAUUGUGGCCUACUUUGGGAGCUACCUCUGUCGAGAGAAGCUUUGGAUCUGUAUGGAGUACUGUGGCGGAGGAUCUCUGCAGGACAUUUAUCAUGUGACGGGGCCUCUCUCAGAGCUUCAGAUAGCAUAUGUCUGCAGAGAGACCUUACAGGGUUUGGGAUAUCUGCACACCAAGGGCAAGAUGCAUCGUGACAUCAAGGGUGCCAACAUACUUCUUACAGACAACGGAGAUGUUAAGUUAGCUGACUUUGGAGUUGCAGCCAAAAUAACAGCCACCAUUGCCAAAAGGAAGUCCUUCAUUGGAACACCUUAUUGGAUGGCUCCAGAAGUAGCAGCAGUGGAGAAGAACGGUGGCUACAACCAGCUGUGUGAUAUCUGGGCUGUUGGCAUCACAUCGAUAGAGCUGGCCGAGCUCCAGCCUCCCAUGUUUGACCUCCACCCGAUGAGGGCCUUGUUUUUGAUGUCUAAGAGCAGCUUCCAGCCUCCGAAGCUAAAAGACAAAAACAAAUGGUCCACUGCCUUCCAUAACUUUGUCAAAGUGUCUCUGACAAAGAACCCAAAGAAGAGGCCGACUGCAGAAAAACUUCUAUCGCAUGUGUAUGUGGCCCAGACGGGUUUGACAAGGAGGCUCGCUAUGGACCUCCUCGAUAAGAUGAACAACCCGGACAACCACCAGCAUUACAGUGAGGUGGAUGAUGAUGACCUUGAGCCCCUCUCUGCAGUCAGACACACCAUCCGUUCCACCAACAAACAUGCCAGAGCUGAGAGGACACGCUCAGAGAUAAACUCAAACAAUGGGACAGACCAAGGAGGGCCAUGCUCAAGUCCUAGCUUCACUGAGAAGCACAGGGGGGACGCAGUUGACCUCGUCCCCUGCUUGGAUGUCGACAAGGUCCAGUUUGAACCACCACUCCGGAAGGAAACUGAGGCUCAUUCUGAAAUGGAUGUGAGUAAAGAUAAUGACUUCCCUUCACCCUGGAGUCCCUUUACAGAGGGAGGAAUAACAACCAGGGGACACAUCGCCCACCUCGAAGAUGCCUUUGAAGAAGUAGAGCUGUCAACCCUCAAGCCAGGGGUUCCUCCUCCUCUGCCCCCAAAGCCACGAUUGAACAGCUCGUCAGAGGAGCUUGGCCUUAACGACGAGAGGUCGCUGACGGUUCGGAGGUUUCCAAACUCUGAGAACGGACCGAGCCAGGUGGCUCGCAGACAGAGCACACCUGAGCACCUGGGCAACAAGGCGGAGCACUCGUCUCCAGAUUUCCUCUCUGUCAGCGUCAGCAGCCCUGGCCUUUUGUCUCACGCCUCGGAUCCUGAUAAUGAUUCGGAUGACUGUGUGAAUGGAGGCAGUCCCAAGGCGCCACCCAACCGUCAGCACCGGAGGAAGGAGAAGAAGGAAUUCCCUAAACCAGCCAUCAACGGUCUACCACCCACUCCUAAAGUACUGAUGGGAGCCUGUUUCUCUAAAGUGUUUGAUGGCUGUCCACUGAAGAUCAACUGUGCCACAUCAUGGAUUCAUCCAGACACCAAAGAUCAGUACCUAAUCUUUGGGACGGAGGAUGGCAUUUAUACGCUGAAUCUUAAUGAGCUGCAUGAAGCCACAAUGGAGCAGCUGUUCCCGAGGAAGUGUACAUGGCUGUACGUUAUCAACAACAACCUGAUGUCUUUAUCUGAAGGGAAAACCUUCCAGCUGUAUUCCCACAAUCUCAUCGGGCUGUUUGAGCAGCUGAAGAAGCCCGGCCUGGCUGCUCAGUUCCAGACUCACCGCUUCCCAGACAAAAUCUUACCCAGGAGGUUUGCCCUGACAACUAAGAUCCCCGACACAAAGGGCUGUCACAAGUGCUGCAUUGUGAGAAAUCCAUAUACAGGCCACAAGUACCUGUGUGGAGCGCUGCAGUCCGGGAUUGUCCUGCUGCAGUGGUAUGAGCCCAUGCAGAGGUUUAUGCUCAUCAAGCACUUUGACUUCCCUCUUCCCAGUCCACUGAAGGUGUUUGAGAUGCUCGUGGUCCCGGAGCAGGAGUAUCCUCUGGUGUGUGUGGCCAUCAGCCAGGGCACCGAGCCGAGCCAGGUGGUCCGCUUUGAGACCAUCAACCUCAACUCCUGCUCCUCCUGGUUCACAGAAAUGGGAACAACUCAUAAUCAGGUUGAUGCGAUCCAUGUCACCCAGCUGGAGAGAGACACAGUGUUGGUGUGUUUAGACCAAAAUUUGAAGAUCGUUAAUCUUCAAGGCCGACUGAAGUCCAACAAGAAGCUGGCAUCUGAGCUCAGCUUCGACUUCUGCAUCGGAUCUGUUGUGUGCCUUCAGGACAGCGUCCUGGCCUUCUGGAAACACGGCAUGCAGGGAAAGAGCUUCAAGUCUAAUGAGGUGACCCAGGAGAUUUGUGAUCCGAGCAGAGUCUUCCGCCUCCUUGGAUCUGACAGGGUGGUGGUUUUGGAGAGCCGACCCACGGACAACCCCACGGCCCUGAGCAACCUCUACAUCUUAGCAGGUCAUGAGAACAGUUACUGAGCCAGAGAAAGCGGAUAACACGCCUCAGUGUUUGGGAGGAAACUCCAGACUGUCACCCGCAGAGGAAAACGCCUGGUAUAAAACAGUUAUUGGGAGCUUUUGUUACUGAUCUCGGGAUGGACAGGUCAGUGAGACGAGGAGCCUCCUCAGUCUGGAUUCAUGCGUAGCCUUACACCAGCUCACUGUAGCGCCGCUCUACACGGAAAACCGUUAACAGCAGAAAGCCGAGAAACGAUAAAAUCUCAGAUGUUGUUACUUAGUAUUUUCUCACUUCUCUGUACUGUGGACUGAGUUACACGUUAUCUAGAGGUAUUAUUGACAAAAAAGUGCCAUUAAAAAUUCACAAGAAUUUGUGAUUGUAUUAGCGAAAACGGUGGGAGAUUUAUUGUGUUAUCGUCUGUAACAUGUCGCUCAUAAUCACUGCCAGCGGCAAACGUUAGUCGGCUUGAGAGGAGAUUUGUAGUCAACUAAUAGCUCAGAUUAAACAGAAACCUACGAGCAUUGUGGGUUAUUUAAGCAAUAUUUAUUAACCUCCUGUUAGGGUAUGUUUGAUUUACAGACCAUGUUAACAGACAGUGACCGUACAGUCCUGCUGUGUGAGGAUUAACUACCUAGUGAACAGCUCCUGAGCAGCUUUGGGUUAUUUUUACUGCUAUGUAAUAUAGUCGCCUCUCUCCUGCUCUGCUGCGUUUUUAGAAGUUGGAUAUAAUGUAUAUUUUUUUUCUCUUUACCUUCAUCUUUUAUAGACCUUUUACUUCUCAUUAUUUGCACCAUGUAAGCACUUUUGUACAUUUUUUUUAAUUUAAAAUAAAAUGACAAAAUGAGGGACAAUGCUAGGUUUUUUGUUAACAUCUUUGCAUUCCCUUCGCAAAAUGUUUAAUGUAUGCGGUUUUUUGUAAUAAAAAAAAGCUGUUAACAAGA
Plectropomus leopardus (leopard coralgrouper) is the source of this 4170-nucleotide messenger RNA. NCBI's taxonomy places the organism in Eukaryota, Metazoa, Chordata, Actinopteri, Perciformes, Serranidae. The record is from RefSeq and is a predicted model, not a curated record.